Molecule: messenger RNA, 729 nt
Organism: Epinephelus fuscoguttatus (brown-marbled grouper)
Lineage: Eukaryota; Metazoa; Chordata; Actinopteri; Perciformes; Serranidae
Product: beta-1,4-galactosyltransferase 1-like
Exons: 3
Coding region: 1-729 (242 amino acids)
Biological process (GO): carbohydrate metabolic process
Molecular function (GO): glycosyltransferase activity
Source: RefSeq, a predicted model, not a curated record
AUGUCACCGGUCACGAUCAAGACUUUGGUACCCUGCCCUGACACCCCUCCAAAUCUUCUGGGUCCAGUCCAUGUGGAGUUUAAUUCUACACGGACUCUGGAUGAGGUGAGAGAGGAGGUUGGUUCUCCUCUUCGGUUAGGAGGAUGGCACAAACCACCAGACUGUAUCGCCCAACAGAAGGUGGCGAUCAUCAUCCCAUUCAGAAAUCGGCAUGAGCACCUUAAGCACUGGCUGUAUUACCUCCAUCCUAUUUUGAUACGACAGCAGUCGGACUACAGAGUGUAUGUCAUCAACCAGGAUGGAGAGGGAGUGUUUAACCGGGCCAAAUUGAUGAACAUAGGCCACGCUGAAGCACUGAAGGAAUAUGAUUUUGACUGCUUUGUCUUCUCUGACAUAGAUCUGAUUCCUAUGGAUGACCGCAACCUCUACAGAUGUUUUGACAGUCCUCGACACUUGUCUGUGGCUGUAGAUAAAUUCAACUUCAGGUUACCCUAUCGUGGAAUGUCCAUUUCCCGACCUGACAUGGUGACAGGAAAGUACAGGAUGAUCAAACAUAAGAGAGACCCGCACAAUGAGAGUAACCCAAAGACUUACAGCAAACUGAGGCAAACCAGGCAGACCAUGGAUAAAGAUGGGAUUAAUACCUUAAAGUACACAGUCAAGGAGAUUGUGAAGGAUAAACUGUACACGUAUAUUACUGUGGAUAUUGGAGCUCCGGCAAAGGUGUAG